AUGGCUACUAUCGAGUACCUGUCGGAGAGUAUUGUAUCCCUGUUCCCCGUUCUCCCAAACUUGACAUUGAGUAGAGCUAAAACAGCUAUUCAUCCUCAUAAAUGGCUAUUGAGCAUUUUAACGAAGGAUUCGGCUAAGAAACAUGCAGUGCUGUCGGCAUUUGCAUCACUGAGUUACUAUUCUGCUGUUUCUCCUAAGACAUUCAAACUGUUCUCUGAACGGUUAUCCCGCUCUGCUGAAUGUUUUUCUGAAGAAUUUAUUAAAGAGUCUUUAUUAAGUUUGUUCAAAGAGGGUGUUAACGCUGAGAAGCUUUUGUGUCUCAUCGUUGCAUUUAAUAUUCCGGCACUUUCUUCCGUUUUUGUUGAAAUAUACUCUAAAAGUUGUCUAAUCACCAAUACAAAACCAACUCAGUUUGUUAUUGAUCGUUGUGCUUCAUUCAUUCCUUUGUUAACUGUUCAAGUAUUCGAGAAUGACUUGUUACCAAACGUUAAAAAAUCUUUACUCCGUAGUCCUGAGUUGACUAUGUCCGCAAUUGUUUGCGUUUUACAGAACGUAUCGUUUCCCUUAGAUUCGUAUGCUGACGAUCUUGUCAAAAACAUAUCAUCGUAUUUGGCUUCAACAAAUGAGGAGCUCAUGGAAAAUGCUGUUGAGGCUCUAGUACAGUUGGCAACUUCAUCGUCUCCCGCAGCUACUCAAAAAAUUGUUAAUCGUUUGUUCGAUCAUAUCACUAUGGCCAAAUCUGCUGAGCAAAGAAUUUGUUACUUCAACGGUAUUGCUAGGUGUUCUUUGACCAAAUCUCCUUCGUCGAGUGAACUAGACAAAGUUGCAAAUGAUAUCAUAUCGAAAACAGCCAAAACUGACAAAUGCACACAUGAAGGAACUGUUUCGGCUCAAUGGGAAGUUGCCGUUGCUUGGGCGAAUCGCUUGACAGAGACAUCUCCUCAACUUUCUAACGCUUUCAAUGAAGCCCCUAAGUUAAAUAUUGCUGUUAGAUCUGUUGGUUACAGGGCCAUAGCUAAGAUUCUCUCAGCUAGAAAUCUUACUACUUUGCCAGCAGAUUCGGAGAAGGUGCUGUGGAGUGAGUUACAAAACGCCCAGAAAGAAGCCUUGGAUGCCAUCGGUCUUUCAACUGUUUUGAUCAAAACUAGUGAGAGGGAAUCUGCUAACUUGAAGAAUGUUUGGGAGAAAAUCACGAAGAACGAUCAGUUGUUCAAAGACAAAUCUCUCUCCUCUAUGAACCACAAAGAUGGUAUUCUUUGGGGAGAGUUGUGUGAAAGAUUAAUUCUUGACCGGCCUGUAUCUGAAAAUGAUUUCCCUGUUACUGUUUUGCAAGCAUUGACGCUUCUUCUUUUCUGGCCCAAUUGGGAAGUUAGGAAGCGAGCAAGUUUAGCGCUCGAGAGAAUAAUCAAAGUCGAAGGUGCUAAGUUCUCAAUUGCUUUUAUCAAGUCUAUGUUCUCUGAUAUUGUUAAAGAAACUCUUAUCCAAAAUCUUCGCAAGAUUACCGAGGUUAAGAGCAAACCCGAAUGGACUCCUCCUGGAGAGUGGUAUGUUCUUGCUCUCCGUUUGAUUCUCUCUACAGAAACAGGAGAUUUGACUGAUUUGGCUAUACAUACUUUACUCUUCUCCGCUCAUCCCAAAUUAGUUGUGGUUGAUGGUUCUGUCUGGCUUCGUUGGAUCCACGAUUUGGAUAGAAAUCUUUGGCAUUCCUCUAAGCAGUUCCGCGAUCAAAUUCUUGAAGUUGUGCUUUCUUGCCAGGAAAGACAGAUAAGAGAUAAUGCUUUGAACUCUUUGUUCGCCCUGAAUAUUCCUGAGAUCAGAAAUAAGCUAUGGGAUGAUAUAGAAAAGAAGCUCAGAAGCAUCGAAAUAGACGAAUAUAUGCAACUUACGGAGAAGAAUGUGAACAUCUGGAAGUGUCCUGACGGACAACUGUACAAUACAGAGGCGCUGGAGUUUGAUGAAGGAGAAAUGAACCACAAUACCAGAAGAGAAAAUAAGGGAUUGAGUCAUAAGGAGCAAGUGGCUGAGAUGCAGUUGAGAAGAGAACUGGCAGAAAAAAAACGAAAAGAAGGAAAGCUAACUGCGAAACAGAAGCAGGUCAUGGAAAAAGAGUUGGCCAGCGAGAAGGCUGUCCGCGAAGAGAUAGAUGCUCUUUAUAAAUCUGCUGAGCCUAUCUUAGAUCUUGCGAAGGCUUUGGUACAAGCAGAUCACGCUGAAGCUUUCCACAGAUCAUCCAUUCUGUUUGAUGUAUGCCAACCUUUAACCAAAACUUUCCUUUUGACCAAAGAGGCCACGAGAUUGUUCAAUGCAUAUCGCGACGUAGCUUUCCCAGAGUCGGAAGAUUAUCUUGGAGAUCUACUCGGAAACUGUUGGCUCAAAGUGAAUGGAAGUCACACUUAUGACAAUACUUGGAUCAGUAGUGACAUGGAUGAUUCUCUCAAAAGAUGUUUCAGUCUUCUCAACGAAAGAGCCUUCAUUGUCGACACUGGAGAUGACGAUGAUGAUGGUGACUUUGAGAUUUUUGACGAAAUCGUCGGAGCUCCACAACUCACAUUCCUUUACCCGCUUGUAAAAACUCUUCUUCAUGGUGAUUUCACUGAUGAUCUGAAAGAAGCAGUUCUUACGCUGCUCCAGAAUGCUUUCCAUCGUCGGUUCUUGAAGGACGAUGCAGUCCUCGAGUUGCCCAUGCUAGAAUAUGCUGACCUGCUUCUUGGUUAUUAUUCUAAAAAUUUGACACCAGUUUGUCUGAAAGCCUUAACUCAAGUUGUUAGCUUGGCAAAUGAGUCUGAAGAUUAUGGUCCUCGAGUUGUAGCUUUGGUCCAAGGAGCUUUGAACUAUCUUCUCGAUUUCAAUCCCGAUGUUCGUGGCAAUGUGUUGAAGCUUUUGUCUGCUCCUAACUUGUUGACUAGACUCGUUCUUGAAUCUGAAAACGAAACUUUUGCUAUUAAUUGUUUGAAUCGAAUCUUUAUUGCCAAAUUCGACGAUGUCAACGAAGUUUCUGAAUGUGCAGCUAAUCUUUGGCUGAACUCUAAGUUCAACCUUCGUCCUACAAUGGGUCUCCCUCUUAUCGAUGAAUGUGUUUCACCUAUUUCAUUCAUCAGAAGCUCAGCUGCUAAAGCAGUGUUCGAAUAUUUGGAAGAAUUGCCAGAUGAAACUGAAACUGUUCUACAGAAGCUCGAAGAUAAUUAUCGUGAUCUAUUCCAAGUUAGAGAAGCCAUUUAUGAUGAAGUUGGAAGAAUGCAGAGAGGCUCUGUCGAUGAAUGGGAAAGAAGAAGCGGAGUUGGAGAGACCUUAGAGUUUGUUGCUCGUCUAGUCCCUGAAAACUUGGCUGAAAAACUUGUCAGAAUCGUUGCUCCUAUGGCGUUAACCGAUACCAAAACUGCAUGCAGAUAUGCCAUGACUGAUGCUGCCGUUGAAACCAUUCGUCGUCACGGAAACUAUCUUCUUCCCACUCUUCUGCCUUACUUAGAGGAAAUGUCUGAUAACACCCCUUCCGGGGCUGAGCAUGAUAAUAUGAGAGAAGGACUUGUCGUAUUGCUUGGAACUGCAGCCCAAUUCUUGGAACCUUCUUCCGUGAAAGUCAAAGCCAUUGUUGGCAGACUUCUGGAAGUUCUCAAUACACCCAGUCAAGUUGUGCAAGAAUCGGUUUCCAAAUGUUUGUCUCAUCUCGUACCCGCUAUCAGAGAUGAUUACAAGAAAAUUGUAUCGAAGCUUCAGUAUUUGGCUAUGAAUGCAGAAACUUACGGAGAGAGAAGAGGAGCUGCCUAUGGUAUUGGUGGACUUAUCAAGGGAGCGGGUCUCUACUCGAUCGAUAGUACUGAUCUCAUUCCUGCGACAUUCACAGCAAUCACGGAUAAAAAGAACUGGAAGUCCAGAGAAGGAAGUUUGCUCAUUCUCGAAAUUCUGUGCACAUCUUGCGGAGUACCUGCUGAGCCUUUCAUGGUGAAAGUACUUCCAAACCUUCUUCUGUGUUACGGAGAUAAUGAUGAGAAUGUGAGGAGAGCAGCUGAAGACACUGCUAAAGCUAUGAUGUCUGUCAUGUCUCGUUUCGGAACUAAACUGAUCCUUCCUAUGUUAACAAAGGCUCUUGAUGAUGAUUCUUGGAGAACAAAAUGUGCUGCGACUGAGCUCCUUGGAAAUAUGGCCUUCUUGGCACCUAAACAACUUUCAUCGUGUCUCCCAAGUAUUGUACCAAAGCUUAUUGAAGUAUUAGCCGACUCUUCUUCUAAGGUUCAAAAGAGUGGUGAGAAAGCUCUCAGAAACAUUGCUCGUGUUAUUCGUAAUCCUGAAAUUCUCGGUGUCACUAAUCAUAUCAUGUUGGGACUACUUGAUCCCGCGAAUAAAACCAGCAUUGCCUUGCAGGCUGUUCUGAACACUAAGUUCAUCCAUUACAUUGAUGCUGCUUCUCUUGCGCUUCUUAUGCCAAUUGCUAAAAGAGCAUUCGAAGAUAGAAACAGUGAAACAAGAAGAUUUGCAGCUCAAAUUAUUGCUAACAUCUACAAUCUUACUGAUCAUAAGGAUAUGGAACCAUAUUUGACCGAUUUAGUCCCAGGUUUGCAAAAAUCCAUCUUGGAUCCCGUGCCUGAGAUUCGUUCUGUGGCUGCCAAAGCUCUUGGAGCCAUUGUAUCGAAAUCUACAGGAGCUACCAAUGAGCGUCUCCGCACAACAAUUAUACCUUGGCUCAAGGAUAAAUUGGUUUGUCCUCAAUCCACUGUUGAUCGUUCUGGAGCUGCUCAAGGUCUUGCUGAAGUUUUGGCUGGUGUGGGAACAGAUCAACUCGACUAUGUUAUGCCAGAGAUUAUUGAAGCUACUGAAAGCACAGAGGUUACUGCGGAGACUCGUGAUGGGUACAUUCUUAUGUAUAUCUAUCUUCCAAUGGUGUUCAAGGAUAAGUUCUUACCUUAUCUUCCUAAAGUUGUUCCUCCCAUUCUCAAGGCUUUGGCUGAUGAGAACGAAUAUGUUCGCGCUUCUGCAUUGAAAGCCGGUCAACGUCUCAUUUCUCAAUAUUGCUCGCAAGCACGUCGUUUACUUCUUCCACAGCUUCAAGUUGCUCUAUGUGAUGAUAAUUGGCGUAUCAGAUAUGCUGCUGUCCAACUUAUUGGAGAUUUCCUUUUCAACAUUACUGGAGUCACUGGAAAAUCCUCUACUGCUACAGCUAACGAAGACGAUACUAUGGGAAUGGAACAAGCUGGAAAAACUAUUGUGCGCGCACUUGGACAGCAAUGUCGCGACAAAGUUAUCGCUGGAUUAUAUUUGGCUAGAUCUGAUGUAUCUCUUACUGUUCGUCAAUCUGCUGGCCAUGUGUGGAAGAUUGUCGUUUCAAAUACUCCAAGAACUUUGAAGGAAGUUUUGAAAACACUGUUCGAAAUGGUUGUCGACGCAUUGGCAUCAGCCUCAGAGGACCGUCAACAAAUGGGUGCUCGUUGUUUAGGAGAGCUGGUUAGAAAGAUGGGCGAAAAAGUUAUCAGUGAGAUUCUCCCUGUUCUGGAAGUUAACCAGAACUCAGAGGAAGUUGAAAAAAGAGUUGGAGUGGCAUUGGCCCUUUAUGAGAUCAUUUACAAUAUGUCCAAGGAUGUAUUGAAUCAUUAUCUCUCCAAUCUGGUUCCUUCAGUAAGAAACUGCAUUUGUGACGAAGAAGUUGAAGUUCGUCGAGCAGCCGCGAGUACUUUCUCUGUUCUUUACCAUACUGUUGGUCAUGCUGCCUUGGAUGAGAUUAUUACUCCACUCUUGGAGCAGCUCACACCUGAGCAAGAUCAUAUUUUGGAUGGUCUUUGUGAAGUUAUGAAGAAAAACAGCAGACAAAUGCUUCCAUAUCUUCUGCCACGCUUAACGAAGCCUCCCAUCAACGCUCAUGCUUUGUGUAGUCUCGCAGCUGUAGCAGGGGAUACUCUUAGUCGACAACUUCCAAGAGUUUUGGAUGCUUUACUGGCAGCCUGUGUUAACAACGACCAAUACGAUCCAAUGAUUGAUCGGUGUGAAAAGGUUGUUAUCGCUGUUACCGAUGAAGAGGGUGUACCUGUUUUGGCCGAAUAUCUUCUCGACAAAGCCGCCAAAGGAAAUGUACCAGCUAUUGUUCUCUUCCAUACAUUUGUCGAUAAGAGUGGAGUUGAUCUUUCUGAACGAGCGGAAGAACUCCUCAUUGGUCUUCUUCAUCUGUACUCUUCCACAAAUCCUCAGAUCGUUGAUCAUGUUAUUCACGCUGCCAUUAGAAUCGCUCAAGGAGUCGAUUUACGAGAUAUGAUUAAUAUGCUGCCAAGUAUCAAAAAAACUAUCCGCUUCAUCAUGUCUCAGAGUAAGGGCGCGAGUAUCCCAGGAUUCAUGCACUCUAAAGCUAUUAAUCCCUUAUCUAGUAUCCUCAAAGAAGGAGUUCUUCAAGGUGGAGUUGAAAUUAAGGCUUUGGCUGGAGAAACUUUCAGUCAAAUUAUCACUGUUGCGAAUGAGGACGCUUUGAAGCCUCAUGUUGUAGGACUUACUGGUCCUUUGAUCAGAGUGUUGGGAGACAGAUACCCCGCUUCUGUUAAACUUCCAAUGCUUGAAUGCCUCACAAAACUUUUGUCCAAAGUUGGCAGUUUGCUUCGUCCUUUCAUUCCCCAACUUCUAUCCACUUUUAUUAAAUCUCUUCAAGAUACUUCCUCACGACCAAUCAGAUUAGCUGCUGCAGGAGCUCUUGCGCAGCUCAUUAACAUUCACAUGAAACCAGAAGUUGUGGUGAAUGAUCUCCUAACACACAUCAGCAAGAGUCAAGAUCCAAUGCUGACAGAAACCACACUCGUAGCUGCCCGUAGUUUAAUUGCCCCGGCAGCCAAGAAACUUACCCCACCCAUAAUAGAACUGGGAUUGAAGGGAUGCUCUAGCAUUUUCAAUACUGCUAUUGAAAACCCAUCCGAACUCGAUAAUAGUUUGACUAUAUUGUCGGGAGCUCUCUACGGAGAACUCGCUCUGAGAGCUGAUGAUCCGACUGCAAUUGAGCACAUUCUAUCAGAAGUCGCAUCGUCAUCCAAGCUAAGAAGUCGUCAGGCUUUAGCUGUUGCUUUGGAGCAAAUGAGCAUUAGCGAUCCUGCGAUCGUUUGGGAAAAAUAUCCUUCGGUUCGUAACGCUCUCGUUUCUGCCUUCCAAGCCGAUACAUCAACGGCUAGUUCCUCUAUCAAGGCUGCUGCCAGCUUCCUUAUUAGCCAGGGUGAAAACCCAGACAAAGAUUUGUUGUCAUCUUUCUCAAAGGCCAUCAACCAUCAAGUUGUGGAUGUCCGAAAAAUUGCUGCUAUCGCUUUAGGCCAUGUAUUCGCAGAAAGAGAAGGCAAUUUCAAGACAGAAUAUUUGAAGACAAUUGUACCUCAAUUGGUCAAUGGAUCGAAAGAAAGUAAUUCGGCAGUGAGAUCAGCUUCUGAGCUCGCUUUACUCUAUGCUCUCAAUCUGAAGCAGGGUGAAGAGUUCUUCAAGAAGUAUGCCGAUACCCUUGAAGGACCUGCUGCUGGUGUUCUUAAUGAAUGCCUUCCAUGUCUACAACGAGUUAUCAAGAACGGAGACACCCAUUUGGAAGCUCUCCAUAGCAUUCUCAGCGUUUAA
Messenger RNA from Auanema sp. JU1783, 7560 nucleotides. The record is from the annotation of a GenBank genome assembly. NCBI's taxonomy places the organism in Eukaryota, Metazoa, Nematoda, Chromadorea, Rhabditida, Rhabditidae.